AUCAAAAUACAAUCCAUAUUAGAAUCGAGAAGCAUUUGAAUAUUUUAUAAUAAUUGGAUUUUAAAAAAUUUAGUAAAAUGCAAAGCUUAAAGUUUUUUUCGAAAAUUUCGGUAAAACACAUAAGAUGUUUUUCAUGCACCAAAAAAUUAUUGAGUGAAGCAGCUCCUGCAGCGGUUCCUGCUGCAACAAAAUUGUCAAUCCCAGUGCCGGAAGGAACAGAAAAACCCAUUGAUCCAAAGUUAGCAGCUAUUGCUGAUAAUAUAGCCAAAUUAAAUUUACUAGAAGUUGCAGAGUUAAGUUCAAUUUUAAAAAAAAAACUUAAUUUGCCUGAAACGUCGUUUAUGCCUUCUUUUGCUGCUGCUCCAGUAGCAGCUGCUGCAAAGGAGGAAGAUGAGGAAGAAGCUGCUCCAAAGAAAGUUCAAACUUCUUUCAAAGUGAAACUAGUUAAAUUUGAUGAAAAACAAAAGGUGGCGUUAAUCAAGGAAAUCAAAAAUCUUUUGGAAGGAAUGAACUUAGUUCAAGCAAAGAAAUUUGUUGAAAGUGCACCAACCCUAGUCAAAGAAGAUAUUCCUAAAGAGGAAGCUGAAAAAUUAAAAGAAGCUCUCACGAAAGUUGGCGCUUCUAUAGAAAUUGAGUAAAAUACAAAAGUUAAUUAUUUAUAGAUUUUUUUAAGUAAAUAUUAAAAUUUUAACAUACAUUUAAAAAA
Condylostylus longicornis is the source of this 706-nucleotide messenger RNA. RefSeq names its product 39S ribosomal protein L12, mitochondrial (gene mRpL12). The transcript has a single exon. Gene Ontology annotation, molecular function: structural constituent of ribosome. Gene Ontology annotation, cellular component: mitochondrial large ribosomal subunit; ribosome. Lineage: Eukaryota; Metazoa; Arthropoda; Insecta; Diptera; Dolichopodidae. Gene Ontology annotation, biological process: mitochondrial transcription; translation. Bases 78 to 638 code for a protein of 186 amino acids. The record is from RefSeq and is a predicted model, not a curated record.